GUAGUGUAGUGUAAGGUGUAUGUUAUGCUCAGAAUCUUUAAGACUUUCAAAGUCGAUUCAACUCUACAAGCGAUUGUUCUUCUUGAUAUUAUAUUCAAAGCUCAGUCGGAAAUCUGUUAUUUUAUUAUUUUAAUUAUAAAUAAAAAAUAAAUAUAUAUUUUAUUUAAUUAAAAUUUGUGUCAAAAAUGGAAAGAAGUGAAAAUAAAACGUGUAAUAAAAUAAUGAAAAAAGCUAAACUGAACAAUAUUGUUAAUGAUGAUGAAGAUAUUGUUAAUGAAUCAUUGACACUUGAAGAACUUAUUAAAGAACUUCAUAAAGAAUUCAAAACAAAUUCGGUUAAUAUCGAUCGUAUACAAGCUCUAAUGUCAUCUUAUGACAGUAAUCCGGAGGAUUGGAAAAAAUAUGCUAAAUUUGAUCGUGAUCGAUAUACUAGAAAUUUAGUAGACGAAGGCAAUGGUAAAUUUAAUUUGAUAGUUCUUUGUUGGAAUGCGGCUCAGGGUUCAGCAAUUCACGAUCAUGCUGACGCACAUUGUGUAAUGAAAAUACUCGAAGGUCAACUAAUCGAGACAUUAUACUCUUGGCCAACGGAAAAUCCAAAAUAUCCCGGAAAUGUGGCCGUACAAGAACUUGAGUCCAAUAUGCUGCAAGUUAAUGACGUAUGUUACAUUAAUGAUACAAUUGGCCUUCAUCGUAUGGAAAAUCCAAGUAAAACUGAACCAGCUGUAUCAUUACAUCUUUAUUCACCACCAUAUUCAUCGUGUAAUGCCUUUGAUAAACAAACCGGUAAAAGAACACCUUGUAAAGUGACAUUUUGGUCUAAAUAUGGAAUGCGUAAUUAAUUAAUUUUUUUUUUCAGGUGCUAAGAUGACCUCAAACAACGAGUGAUCUUUACAGAACGAAUAAUUGCAAACUAUAUAACUAUCAAAGUAUACUUAUUUAUUGUAUAAUACUCGCUCAAAUAAUAUUAUGAGUAUUAGAAAUAAUUUUAAUUUUAUUAUGUGACUAUUAUUAUUUUUUAUCGAAUAAAACUAAACAAUAUAAAA
Messenger RNA from Microplitis mediator, 1043 nucleotides. Its product is annotated as cysteine dioxygenase type 1. Gene Ontology annotation, biological process: L-cysteine catabolic process. Bases 186 to 839 code for a protein of 217 amino acids. Lineage: Eukaryota; Metazoa; Arthropoda; Insecta; Hymenoptera; Braconidae. Gene Ontology annotation, molecular function: ferrous iron binding; cysteine dioxygenase activity. The record is from RefSeq and is a predicted model, not a curated record. The transcript has 4 exons.